GAUCAGUCCUCUCCACCAAACUGAUACUUAAAUCCAGUAAAUAUUACCGGGAAGGAGAGUGGGUUUGUUGAUUCUUUUUGUUGCCUAAAUGUGACAGGUUAAUAGGAACUUUUUUUUUUUUUUGUUCUUGGUCAUGUUUCCUAGCCCGAGCACGUCAACUCCCUUCUCCGUAAAGGAUAUAUUAAACCUGGAGCACAGUCAUGACGUUUUGGGGUCUUCUCUGGAUGUCUCCUCUCGUAUGGACUGUUGCAACGUGCCGACCUCUUCUUCAUCCUCCUUGUCCACCUCUUCAUCCUGUAUGCUGGCCCGUCUGAAGCAGGAGCCUCUACGGGACAUGUCGUCCUCCAACGCCGCCGGAUCUCUGUUUGGAGAAGAUCUGCAGGAGUCCAGAGACCGCAGAGGCAAUGCGCUCAACUUUGCGAAUACCUUUUAUGGGAAAUCGCUAUUUGAGAUGGAUUUGGUGAAGGAUGGGAAAUCAGACGCGUUUGAGGGAAAACGACGAAAAGAGGACUUCAGUCCACCCAUUGUCCCAGUAGAGGACAUAAAACCAGAGGACCACGACCGUCCGAAGCCCCGCAGACGCAGGAAGCCGCGCGUGCUCUUCUCGCAGGCGCAGGUGUACGAGCUCGAGCGCCGCUUCAAGCAACAGAGGUACCUGUCAGCCCCGGAGAGAGACCACCUCGCCGGAGUCCUCAAACUGACCCCCACACAGGUGAAGAUCUGGUUCCAGAACCGGAGGUACAAGUGUAAGCGGCAGCGGCAGGACCAGAGCCUUGAGAUGGUGUCACUGCCACCGCCAAGGAGGGUGUCUGUGCCGGUGCUGGUGCGGGACGGGAAGCCGUGCCUGGCAGCGGACACAGCGGCCUACAACCCCUCCUACAGCAUGGGUCACAUCAACCAUUUCACCUAUAACAACUAUCCGGCCUUCAGCAACUACACCGGCCCCGGCUGCAACACAAACUAUGCCUGUAAUUACCCUGCAGCCACGAUGCAAAGUAUGCAGGGAUCCAACAACAGCGGGAACUACAUGAACUUUGGUGUAGGAGAGCUGAAUAAUGUCCAAAACUCUUUCUCCCCCAGUAACGGAGUCUCCUCUUUACAUGGCAUCAGGACAUGGUGAAAAAAGGAUUUUUCUAUUUGACAGGAUUUUUACUGAAUGCAUGCAUUUUUAACGAGUCAAGAUUUUACAGUUUGUGUAACUUCUAUUAAAUUUACUAACUUGCUUCAAGUAAUUUUUUGUUUUGAUUUUCCGCACCAAUUUUUGACUGAAGAGUCAGCAUUUUUAUUUAUUCUCGUAAAAGUAGC
Notolabrus celidotus (New Zealand spotty) is the source of this 1305-nucleotide messenger RNA. It is a transcript of the gene nkx2.5, whose product is annotated as NK2 homeobox 5. The coding region runs from base 134 to 1120 and encodes 328 amino acids. Gene Ontology annotation, cellular component: nucleus. Gene Ontology annotation, biological process: regulation of transcription by RNA polymerase II; cell differentiation. NCBI's taxonomy places the organism in Eukaryota, Metazoa, Chordata, Actinopteri, Labriformes, Labridae. Gene Ontology annotation, molecular function: RNA polymerase II cis-regulatory region sequence-specific DNA binding; DNA-binding transcription factor activity, RNA polymerase II-specific. The record is from RefSeq and is a predicted model, not a curated record. The transcript is spliced from 2 exons.